GGAGGAGACGGAUUGGCGUGUGAUUGGUCGGCGGUGUGCGCGUUCCCGUCGUCUCCUCCCGGUUUUCCUGGCAUGACCUUUUCCCUUGGCAACCACUUCCUUCCUCCGAGCAUCCAACGGCCAUCUUUAAUCGCAACUCGGCCACCGAAAAGUUAUUUUCGCGCACGUAAACACGGCGGAGCGGCUCGUUUGGUGCCACCCAGGACGAGGAGAGCAGGUUACUACUGUCCGGACACGUCCCCCCACGCACACGUCCCACCAACCGAACCGAAGGACCGACGCGGGGUUGUCGCGUGUACGCCACAAUAACUGCUGCAGGAAGGAUGAGGAAGAAGCAGACGGCCAAGCAGAGGAAGCUGGAGGACUCUUCGGGAGUCGUGCAGGAGUUUGUGGUGGAGAAAAUCACUCGUCGUAGGAUCUUCAAUGGAAGAGUCGAGUACUUUCUUAAAUGGAAAGGCUUCACAGAAGCAGACAACACAUGGGAGCCCGAGGACAACCUGGAUUGUCCUGAACUGAUUGAGGAGUAUCUGAGAAAUCACCUCUCGUCCAAGAAUGAGGAAGAAGGGCAGGAGUUUGUUCCUAAGGAAGAAAUGUUGGAGGAGACGGAAAUAUCCCCACCACAGAUACGUGCUCAGCACUGCCUUGAUGAUCCAGACUCACCCGCAGGCCUGGACGCUUACCCCGAACUUGAAUGCAUUAUCGGCUCCACAGACAGACGCGGGGAGCUGAUGUUUUUAGUCAAAUGGAAGAACUCCGGUGACGUGGCCCUGCUGCCAGCUCACGAGGCGAGCGCCAGAUGCCCGCGGGCUGUCAUCGACUUCUACGAGCAGAAGCUGACAUGGCACUGCGGAGAUGAUGAGCAGUGACACACGCUGUCGUGGGUGGAGGGGAACUGACACCUUAAAGUUUGGAAGAUUAGUUUUACCUCUUUAGAGCGGUGUCGCUUGGCUAACCUCAAGCACAUAAUGGCGACCUGUGCGCCUUGCGAUAGACGCUGAACGCUGCCUUUUUUUGCAGCUGAUGAACCUGGAGCCUCGUUUUGUGUUAUCGUGUAGCACACCCAAUCACUGUGGACUCUUUAUUACAUUGUGAAGGUAGUCAUUUCUGAUUUCUUGAUUUAAUUCCCCCCCCCCUUCUCUAGUAUGUGUUGUAGCAUAUUUUGGCUUUAAGCACUGAAUGGACAUCUCUGCACUAAAUCUUCAGUCAGGGGAACAAGUAGUAGUAGCACUGUAAACCCUAACCCUGUCGUGUAUAACAUGAAGCGCAUAUCACGUAGUUUGAAUAAUAAAGAAAAAGAACAUAAGUAUAUGUGUUAGGAAUGAUCAUGAAAAAAAUCUGGAUUCUUGAAUAAUUUGUUCAACUUGGUGGAAUUGUGCUGAAGCAGUACACACAAAAAUAGAGUGCACUACUAACAUGUUUCUCACUGAAUUCCAUUUUCAUACCCCCAUAAUAGACUACAUUAAAACACAAUUGCAGAGUAGAUCCAAUGAGGGAGUUUUAUUCCCAAAAUCUUUUGUUUUUAUAUUAUGAAUAUAAUGGACAGUUUAACCAUGACUACACUAGUAAAGAAAUGGUCAAGGAAUGAUCAAGAAAAAAAAACAAUUGUUAAAAGUUAAAUACAUCUGAACUGUACUUAAUAGAGGGACUUAACUGGAUUAAUAUACAGUCCCUGACAAAAGUCUUGUCGCUUAUCCAUUUUGUACAAACAAUUGCUAAUAACCUGACUUUUAAUUGUUCAGUU
Corythoichthys intestinalis (scribbled pipefish) is the source of this 1741-nucleotide messenger RNA. It is a transcript of the gene cbx3b, whose product is annotated as chromobox homolog 3b. Gene Ontology annotation, cellular component: pericentric heterochromatin; nucleus. Gene Ontology annotation, molecular function: chromatin binding. NCBI's taxonomy places the organism in Eukaryota, Metazoa, Chordata, Actinopteri, Syngnathiformes, Syngnathidae. The record is from RefSeq and is a predicted model, not a curated record. The coding region runs from base 324 to 866 and encodes 180 amino acids. The transcript has 5 exons. Gene Ontology annotation, biological process: chromatin organization; negative regulation of transcription by RNA polymerase II.